Molecule: messenger RNA, 1485 nt
Organism: Necator americanus (New World hookworm)
Lineage: Eukaryota; Metazoa; Nematoda; Chromadorea; Rhabditida; Ancylostomatidae
Exons: 12
Coding region: 1-1485 (494 amino acids)
Biological process (GO): mRNA processing
Cellular component (GO): exon-exon junction complex
Molecular function (GO): mRNA binding
Source: RefSeq, a predicted model, not a curated record
AUGUCGGAGGGCGCUGCAACCACUCCAUCCGUCAUAGCUGAAAAUGGGGAGAAAUCGGCGGGAGGUGAAGCCACUAUGAAAAUGGCUGAAAUGAAGAUACAAGAUACGGAGGAGACCGCCGAACAACCUUCGGAAACCGAUCAGGAUGCCAAAAUUGAUCCGAGAGAGAAUGGUGAUGACGGCUUCCACACACCGGAAGCGACAGAUGAAGGGCAGAAAGAAGGUAGUGCCAAGCUGGACGAUGACGAAAUCGAGGACAAUCCAGCAUAUAUCCCUCGAAAAGGUAGAUACUACAUGCACGAUUCUCGCGACGCCGAGGAAGAAGUAGAAGAGGAGAAAAAAACCAGCAGAGCAGAUGGAACUUGGAAACAUGAUAGGUUCGAUGAGCGUUGGCAACGUCCAAAGACCAAGAAACAAAUUAUGACACGUUAUGGAUUCGAUAUUCGCGAAGGAGAAACUCAGGAAGAAGCUGAAGAGAACCAACGAAAACGAACGGCAGAGAAGGCAAAAAAGGAGACCACCGAAGAGUCAGAACUUAUGGGGGAGAAGAGACGGGCGAAGAAAACGACUAGAGCCAAACCGAGGCCACGUGUGGAAAAAACCCAAAAUACACCAGCGAAAGUUCGUCCGCAAAGGGUUCAGAAACAAGAGAAGCAGUCAAAUGAUGAGCGACCUUUGCAAGAAGGGGAAGAUCGGGUUGCAAAUGCUCGACGCGAGGAUGAUGAUGACGAUGAUGUUCAUGUUGGCCAGCGACGUCAGGUACGGCCGGAGCACCGUCGCGACCGCCACGAUCGUACCGAUGUUCGGGUCGUGCGCAAUGUUCGUGGAAGUAGAGGUGGCCUGAGCGGACAUCGAUUGGAAAGACAUGCACCGAUGAAGGAUCGUUAUGAUCGAGACCGCUACAGGGACCAUGACAACGGUUAUCGGAGAGAACAACGACAUGAAGAAAGACAUUAUGAGAAUCACCGUCGUGGCGUGAUGAGAGGCAGCGUUAGAGGAGCCAGUUCCUACACGCGUGGACAGCCGUCAAGAACGUUCACAGCGUCACAUGCUGAUAGCCGAGAAUCCGGCUAUCAACGAGAAGAAGUCCCCCCACAGAGAAAUGCUGGAUACUCACCAAGAGCUUUAGACAACGGCGCAUAUUACGAUAAUCGAGGCGGAUAUGCACCUCGAGGCGGUUACGCUGGUCGCGGACGGGGUGGUAUCGCAGCGUCACCACGUGGCGGCUAUUCUCCGCGUGGUGAUACGUAUCCAACGCGUGGAUUUACUGGACCGAAAAGAUACUCAGAGCAACGUGGUGAAAUUAUACCACCACCAGUGCAAAUGGCAGUGCCACCCCCACCACUUCCACCACCACAGCACAAUUUCAGCAUUCCUCGUCAGCCGACUGAUGUGGUGUACUUUGAUCCUACUCAGCAGCCGAGCAGACAACCAUUACCACCGCGUGAAAAGAAGAUUAUCGAGAUAGUGCCACCGUCGAAUUGA